Photinus pyralis (common eastern firefly) is the source of this 936-nucleotide messenger RNA. RefSeq lists its product as uncharacterized. Lineage: Eukaryota; Metazoa; Arthropoda; Insecta; Coleoptera; Lampyridae. The record is from RefSeq and is a predicted model, not a curated record. The transcript has 4 exons. Bases 333 to 839 code for a protein of 168 amino acids.
UUUCUAGACGCAAGGACACUCGCCAAGACGCAUGUGUAGUAAUUUAGAAAACAGUCAAUGAUAAAUUCAUGGAGGGAAAGUUAAGCGAACUUCGUGACCUAUUUGGUUUCAAAUUUACUUUUAGUUAUCGUAUGGUACAGUUCUUACUUAAUUCAUCGUUAAUACGUGCGUGUAAAUUUGCUGUUACGUAAACGUGUUGUGCAAAUUGCUAAUAAAAAGUGACAUUCACUUCUAAUAGCAAAAUAGUGAAGAUCAAGACAAUAAACUUUUUGCGAAUCUCAAGUGCAAACCGACCAAAGUUCUUCCAGCACUUGCAAUUUCUCUGAUCUACCAUGAGGAAUGGUGCCAUUAUUGGAGUUUUCAUUAACUGCAUCGCUGUUCAUGCACUUAUCGUUCCGGACGAGCUUCCAUCCUUACUUUCGGUCAUAUACUCAAAUAUACCAACGAUAAAGAAAGGUACCGAUUCGAGGUAUGGGUGGGGUUUCAGAUUAGGGAAUCGGGCUGAUUUUCAAGUACUCGUGGAGUUGGGUCCUCAGUUGAACACGCAGCCCUUGCGCCAGGUGCCCGGCUCGGGGGCCAGCAAACGGAAUGUCCCCAACAACUUAGGGAACUACUUAUACGCGCAACAGCAGGAAAUGAAAAGGAAGAAUGAUUCGUGGCUGGAUAAUUGGAAAGAAAGUAUGCAAACCGCGAGGAACGUACAGGCACUACCGGAAGGCGCCAAACCGGGCUUGGCAGUCGGCGAAAUAGACGCAAAAUCUGUUAUACCAGACGACUCCGCCAUGGUUUUACAAAAAUUGUACACGCUAGCAAGUUCAACAGAAAAACCCUACAGCUGACGACGCUCAAAUAUGCUGUUAUUAUUGCAUUCCUAAUUAGUGUAGGAUUUUUGUUUUUAAGUUCUGGUAGAAAUAUAUAGUAUCUAGUAAAAGAGAG